AUAUUAAGAAAGCAACGUUUACAUGAAACUGGUAAAUCAAAUUUAGAUUUCAAAUCAAUAGACAUAUAAAGAUCUGAAUUUCUUCCAAGACUCACAUUUUUAGCAACAGCGAAAAGCAAGAAUUUAGCCGAAACAAUUGCAAGUAAACUAAACAAAAAGCCACCUCCAAUAUCCCAAUCUUAAACAAGUUUCUACUAAAAAAACAAUUUAUAGAUAAAAUAAAAAAUGCAUAUAUCGAAUCAGCGUUUUUCUAACUUAGAAGAAAAAGAAUUAAGAAAAAGAGUAUUUACAGGAGAAUCGAACACUAUGUAUAGAAAGGAUAUUUAACCUCAAUCUACUUUAGAAAAACGGUCAACAAAAUUAUUAUAAAAUGCAACGUUUUAAGAAAAAUUAAUUGAUGAAAAGCAUGAAGUUAAUGCCACAGCAAUAGCUGAAACAUAAUUUGUAGGUUUUGAUUAAUAUAAUAAAUAAACAUUAGAAGGAAAAGUUGAUUUAGAAAAAGUACGAGAAAUAAGAAGAGCAAUAAGAAGAAGGUAUGCAAAUAGAACUAAUUUUUAAAAAAUUUUUAAUUAUUGGGAUUAUAAUUCUACAGGGAGUAUUAAUACGAAAAAUGCUUAUGAUAUGAUAAAAAAGAUGGGUAUAAAAAUUAAUUAUGACGAAUGUAGGGUACUUAUUGCCAGUUCUGACUAAGAUUAAAGUGGAGAUUUGAAUUUAAAUGAAUUUAUGGACCUCAUAUUUAAUAGUAAUGACACUUUGAACGUAAAUUUAAAAUCCCUUCCAGUAAUUUCGGAAGAAGAAUAUCCUACUUCGACGGUUGAUGAUGUACUUGAAAAAUUAAAUUAGGAUGCUUAAAAAACUAGAUUGGAUAAACAUGUGAAUUAAAUGAAUGUUAUUUUAAAAAAUAAACUUCCGAUUUUAAAAAUAUAUGUGCUUUAAGCUGAUAGCUUAAAUUAAGGUUUUGUUAGUACUGAAAAAUAUUAAGAAAUAUUAAAAAAAUUAGCCAUUCCUGAAAGUAUUUUAUCAAAAAAGGAUAUUCAGUAUAUUUUUGAUAGACAUAAAAUUGAUGAAUAUAAAUUUGAUUAUAAAAAUUUUAUUGAUUAUUUGAAAAAAUAUGAGUUUGUUCCUGAAGAUAUUUACGUAUCUAUAAAUUUAUUUUUUGUUAUAUAUAUAAAAAAUUAAUAAAAAUAAGAUUGACCCAAGUUUAACUGAAAAAAAAAAGAUGAAAAAUAAAAAUUAUUAACUUAAUUUAAUUAUGAAGAAGAUAAAAAAGUUCAUAUUUUUGACUCUAACGACGUUAAUUCUUGUCAUUUAGAAUAAAUAAGGAAAUAAUCAAUUAAAGUUUUUAGAAUUAUAGAAAGAUAUUUAAAUAACAAAGAGGAUUUUGAUAAAUUUUUAAUGAAUUAAAUGAAAUCUGAUUCUUUAUAAAAUAAAUAAAUAUCAAAAAAGGAGUUAACGAAAGCAAUGUAAAACUUAUUUCUUAAUGUAGGCGAAAAGGAUGUUAAAAAAGAAGAAAUAUAAUCUUUUUUGUCGCUUUUUUC
Ichthyophthirius multifiliis is the source of this 1538-nucleotide messenger RNA. RefSeq lists its product as hypothetical. Lineage: Eukaryota; Ciliophora; Oligohymenophorea; Hymenostomatida. The transcript has 3 exons. The record is from RefSeq and is a predicted model, not a curated record.